AUGGGCCUGACCUCCCGAGAGCGCGGGCUUCGGCGCGGCGUCCCGUUGUCCGGGGUCUGGCCCAGGCCGCUGCGGCCGCAUCUGCUCCGGAGCGCCACCCCGCAGCGGACCCAGUUGAGCGGCAGGACCCUGGCCAGCGCUGCGACCCCCAACGUCAGGGAGCCCGAGGGCAGCAUCGAUGUCGAUGACAGGAUCCUCAGGGAGCCCCUCAAGCACUCUGACUUCUUCAAAGUCAAGGAGCUGUUUUCCGUGAGAAGCCUUUUCGAUGCCCGGGUGCACCUGGGGCACAAAGCAGGCUGUCGGCACAGGUUUAUGGAGCCGUACAUUUUCGGGAGCCGCCUGGACCAGGACAUCAUUGACCUGGAACAGACGGCCGUGCACCUGCAGCUGGCGUUGAACUUCACGGCCCACGUGGCCUACCGCAAGGGCAUCAUCCUGUUUGUGGGCCGGAACCGGCAGUUCUCACACCUGAUUGAGACCAUGGCCCGGGACUGCGGCGAAUACGCCCACACCCGCUACUUCAAGGGCGGCCUGCUGACCAACGCCCCGCUCCUCUUGGGCCCCAAUGUCCGCCUGCCAGACCUCAUCAUCUUCCUGCACACGCUCAACAACGUCUUCGAGCCCCACGUGGCCGUGAGAGACGCAGCCAAGAUGCAGAUCCCCACUGUGGGCAUCGUGGACACCAACUGCAACCCGUGCCUCAUCACCUACCCCGUGCCCGGCAAUGACGACUCGCCGCCGUCCGUCCGCCUCUUCUGCAGGCUUUUCCAGACCACCAUCACCAGGGCCAAGCAGAAGCGGAGGCAGAUGGAGGCUCUGUAUCGACUGCAGGGCCAGGAGGGGCCGGGGGCCCGGGGCCAGGGGCCAGCUGCCCUGCCUUCCCUGGCAGCGUAGGCUGGGCUGGACCUAGGUCACUCCCUGGCCCGUCCCUCAGCCAGGAGCCCCUUGCGUUCCCCAGCUGCGGUCCUUGGUGGGUUCCCGGCGCUCUCGGCCUUGACCGGCUCCCUGCUGCUAGCCACGGCUCCUGGCAGCUGCCCACGGGGCUCCACUCAAGACCUGUGGGGCCCAGCAGGUGCACAGGGGGCCCGUAGUCCGUCCGGAAAACACGCUUGUCGCUGAGUCUGGAAAAGCCUCGCUUACACUGUACGUUCAGUCCUUUGUGUCGGGGAGGCUCCCGCACGGAGUCGCCCCUCGUCCUCUACCGGACUGUGCCGAGGGCGGGCUGGGUCCCCCCUGCACGGUUUCUGGGGCUGUUCUGUAACGGGAGGCCGCAGGGCCAGUCACCUGGAGCCUCCCUUCUGGGUGGGGACGGGCCAGGCACAGCAGACGGCAGGAUCCCGACUGAAAUAAAGCUUACACUCGGAUGGGCGUGGCUUCGGG
Molecule: messenger RNA, 1380 nt
Organism: Suricata suricatta (meerkat)
Lineage: Eukaryota; Metazoa; Chordata; Mammalia; Carnivora; Herpestidae
Gene: MRPS2
Product: mitochondrial ribosomal protein S2
Exons: 4
Coding region: 1-894 (297 amino acids)
Biological process (GO): translation
Cellular component (GO): mitochondrial small ribosomal subunit; ribosome
Molecular function (GO): structural constituent of ribosome
Source: RefSeq, a predicted model, not a curated record